CGAUAUAAGGGGUCUGAGAGCUGACACAAGUAGUAGAGUGUGUGCUUGACCCACCCUCACACCCAUCCUCGCACCCACCAUGGCAUGGAGUAUGUCUACACUCUGUGCUCUGGCCCUGGCUUUGACCUGUGGCUUACAGGUGAACACAGCAUGGGUGCACCAGAGCAACCACGUCGGCAGCAUUUGUAGCAUGUGGGGAAAUUUCCACUUUAAGAUGUUUGAUGGAGAUGUCUACCAGUUUCAAGGCACUUGUGAAUAUAAUCUAGUCUCUGACUGCCACGGACCUGUGCAGGGUUUCUCUGUGCAUGUGAAAAGAUCAGGGACACCUGGGAUCUCAAAAAUCACCAGAGUGCUGGUCACUAUUGGAGGCAUAGCCUUUGAGCUCACCAAGAACAUAGUUAUGGUCAACAAUGACAUUGUUAAACUGCCACACUACGUAGCUGGCGUGUUGCUUGAAGAAAACUCCAUCUACAUUAAACUUUAUGCCAAACUGGGUCUCAGUGUCACAUGGAAUAAAGAUGAUGCUGUCAUGCUGGAACUGGACAGUAAGUAUGCUAACCGUACCUGUGGACUUUGUGGUGAUUACAACGGGGCUCCUGUGGUUAAUGAGUUCCUUAGUGAUGGUUAUGUGAUUGGCUUCACUGAGUUCGCCAACAGACACAGGAUCCACAGCCCCAUUGAGGACUGCGAGGACCCUUAUGAAGAAUUUGAAAAUGAAGAUAAAUCGGUGGACAAGUGCCAGUUAUUUCGAGAAGACUGUUCCGAGCUGCUGCUGGAUGAAUCCUGGUCCUUCUGUAGGAACGUUUUGAGUCCAGAGCCUUAUAUUCAAUCCUGCAUGCUGGACACGUGUGCUAGUGGCCCAGGAGACACAGAUGACAGCACAUUUUUCUGCAGCACCCUGUCUGAGUACUCACGUCAGUGCUCCCAUGCAGGGGGAAAGCCACCCAACUGGAGAACACCAACCUUUUGUGCUAUGACUUGCCCCUUUAACAUGGAGUACUCUGAAAGCGGCUCUCCUUGUCUGGACACGUGCACAAACACAGACACCAGCUCAUUGUGCGCGGAACACAAGAUGGAUGGCUGCUUCUGUCCACCUGGUACCGUUUUUGAUGAUAUCUCUGAGAGAGGCUGUAUCCCUCAGGAACAGUGCCAGUGUAAGCACAUCAAGGUGUACAACACUGGAGAGGUUCUGCUCAAGAAUGAUGAAGAAUGUGUGUGUCAACAAGGAAGGUGGAUCUGCGAGAGUCUGUUACUCCCAGGUGUGUGUGCUAUAGAAGAGGGUUCCCACUUCACUACUUUUGAUGGCAAAGAAUUUACCUUUCAUGGGAGAUGCAGUUAUGUUCUUUCCAAGGACUGUGUGGACUCAAAAUUCAUCAUUCUGGGACAGCUUAUCCCUUGUGUUUACCAUCAUACAGACACUUGCCUGAAAUCAAUUGUAUUAAUUCUCAACAAUGACAAGAAUAAUGCCAUACUCAUCAAAGAUGAUGGUAUAAUAAGGCAUAAUGGAGAUAUAAAACUCCCAUACACCACUGCUGAUUUCACCAUAUUCAGACCGUCAUCCUUCUACAUCAUGUUGCAGACAACUUUCGGGCUUCAUCUUUAUGUGCAGCUGGUUCCGGUCAUGCAGCUCUACAUCACUCUGGAUCAGAGUUUUCAGGCCAACACCUGUGGUCUGUGUGGAAACUUCAACAAGGUGCUGUACGAUGAACUGAUGACCCCACAGGGUGUAGUUGAAGGGACAGCUACAUCCUUUGCAAAUUCCUGGAAGGCUCAGUCCAACUGUCCUGACCAGAUAGAGAGACUUGAUGACCCCUGCAGCUACAGCAUAGACAGUGAGAGCUAUGCAGAGCACUGGUGCUCUAAACUAAAGGACAAGGAAGUUUUUGGUGAAUGCCAUUCUACUGUUAACCCAGAAAGCUACUACAAGAGGUGUAAAUAUUCAAGCUGCACGUGUGAGAAGAGCGAGGAUUGUUUGUGUGCUGUCUUCUCCUCCUACGUUCGGGCAUGCAGAGCCAAGGGGGUGUUCCUGAAAAGCUGGAGAGACACAGUGUGUGAGAAAUACACUGAAAGCUGCCCAGCUACUCAGACUUUCAGCUACAAUGUUCAGCAAUGCCAGCAAACAUGUGAUUCCCUUAGCCUGGAACGUCAAGGGUGCAGCACCGACUAUGUGCCCGUGGAUGGGUGUGCCUGUCCAGCAGGGCUCUAUGAGAGUGUGAAUGGUGUGUGUGUGACCAUGGAUAAAUGUCCCUGCUAUCACAAUGGAGAGUACUUUAAACCUGGCAAGUCAAUCAACAUAAAAAAUGAUCACUGUAUUUGUACAAAUGGAAAGCUUCAGUGCCAGUCUUGGAGGUCUCGUAUGACAGGCUGCCCUGCUCCAAAGGUCUUCUUUAACUGCAGUACAGCAGGGCCAGAUGAGCAUGGGAUAGAGUGUGCACAAACAUGCGCACAAAAGAACGUUGAUUGUUAUCCCACAGGAUGUGAGUCAGGAUGUAAAUGUCCCGAAGACCUGCUUGAUGAUGGUCGUGGUUUCUGUGUUAAGGAGCAUGACUGCCCAUGCAAACAUGACAAUCACUUUUAUGCUCCAGGUUCUGAAAUAACGGAAGAAUGUAACAAAUGUAUUUGCAAACGUGGCGAGUGGGACUGCACCAAGAACAAAUGUCCUGGCACUUGCACCAUCUAUGGCAGUGGACAUUACAACACAUUCGAUAAGCAAAGAUUUGGUUUCGGUGGCUACUGUAGUUACAUAGCUCUCCAGAACAACUGUGGAAAUCAGACGAAAACCUUUCAUGUGAUCACAGAGAACGUGCCAUGCGGGACAACAGGGACCACUUGUUCCAAAGCUGUUCGGGUUAUAUUAGGAAGAACAGUGCUGGAGUUGAGGGAUGGCAAAAUGACAGAAAAAAAAGCAGAAACUGGUCUAUCUAUUAAGUUCAAUGUGAGAUAUGUGGGUCUUUACCUGGUCAUUGACUCUGAAAUCGGUCUAACAGUGUUGUGGGACUUUAAAACAACAGUCCGCAUCAUUCUCCAACCCUAUCAUAUGGGCGAGGUUUGCGGCUUGUGCGGAAACUUCAACGGAAAUGGCCAAGAUGACUUCACCACUCAAGACUCACUGCAAGUUUCUGAUGUGCUGGAGUUUGUAAACAGCUGGAAACUAGACAGCAGUUGCCCAAAUGCUAACCCAGACUUUGAUCCGUGUACUCAAGCACAGAACCGGCACAAUUGGGCAAAACUUCAGUGCAGCAUCAUUAAAUCGGACACUUUCAAAGAGUGCCACGAUAAGGUGGAGUGGACCCCAUAUUAUGAAAACUGUGUAAAAGACUCAUGUGCAUGUGACACCGGUGGAGACUGUGAGUGUUUCUGCACUGCUGUAGCUGCUUAUGCACAAGCCUGUAAUGAAGCAAAGGUCUGUGUGGCCUGGAGAACUCCAGAGAUCUGUCCUGUGUUCUGUGACUACUACAAUCACCUGAAUGAAUGCAUAUGGCACUACAGUCCCUGUGAAACACCUUGCUACAAAACUUGUCUCAACCCAACCGGCAUAUGCACUAAUCCCUUACCGCACCUAGAGGGAUGUUAUCCUAAAUGUCCUGAGGACAAGCCCAUUUUUGAUGAGAAGAAUCAGGUUUGCGUUGAGGAAUGUCCAGGAUGCUUUAUUAAUGGAACAGAGUAUACGCCUGGGGAGGAAAUACCAACUAAAAUACCAUGCAAUUUCUGUUAUUGUCACGAAAAUGGAUCUGAAAUAUGUUUCCUCAGACCUGGUUGCUGCUUUUACAAUGGAACAGAAUAUAAUGACAAUGAUGUCAUAUACAAUGUAACAGACAACAUGGGAACAUGCUACUAUGCUAUAUGCAUAAAUAACACUGUCAACAAUGGCAGCUAUCCCUGUGAAGGUUACAUCACACCAACAACAACUGAAAUAUCAACAGUAACAACACCAGCACCAACAACAACUCCAGUAUAUACAACUGCUACAGUAACAACAACAGUAACACAUCCAACUACAAUGAGCAGUACUACAGUCAGUGAAAGUACAGAAUGUAUUAUAUGUGAAUGGACUACCUGGAUCAAUGUGUAUGACCCAGUGACAGGAGGGUGGGAUGAUUUAGAAACAUAUGAAAAUAUCAAGAACAGUGAACAUAAGAUAUGUAAACAACCAGAAGACAUUGAGUGCAGAAAUGUACAAAAUCCUGAUAUGUCUCUGGAGGACUUUGUACAAAGUACAGGUCAGGUUGUGCAGUGCAAUGUUUCAUUUGGUUUAGUGUGUGAAAAGAGGCAACAGACAGUUCGCCCAUACAAAUGUUUUGAUUAUGAAAUUAGAGUACUUUGUUGUGGAGAAUGUGGAACAACCACUAGUCCAGGAACAGUAACUACAACUCCAUCUACUACAUCUAUUACAACAGCUGAAACCAGUACAACACCUAAAACUGUGCCAACAUCUACAACUGGAAAAACUACCAAACCAACAACUACUCCGUUAACUACAACUGAAUCAACAACAUCACAACAAACAGUAACUACAUCUCCAUCUACUACAUCUACUACAACACCUGAAACCAGUACAACACCUAAAACUGUGCCAACAUCUACAACUGGAAAAACUACCAAACCAACAACUUCUCCAUUAACUACAACAGAAUCAACAACAUCACAACAAACAGUAACUACAACUCCAUCUACUAUAUCUAUUACAACAGCUGAAACCAGUACAACACCUAAAACUGUGCCAACAUCUACAACUGGAAAAACUACCAAACCAACAACUACUCCGUUAACUACAACUGAAUCAACAACAUCACAACAAACAGUAACUACAUCUCCAUCUACUAUAUCUACUACAACAGCUGAAACCAGUACAACACCUGUAACUGUGCCAACAUCUACAACUGGAAAAACUACCAAACCAACAACUACUCCAUUAACUACAACUGAAUCAACAACAUCACAACAAACAGUAACUACAUCUCCAUCUACUAUAUCUAUUACAACAGCUGAAACCAGUACAACACCUAAAACUGUGCCAACAUCUACAACUGGAAAAACUACCAAACCAACAACUACUCCAUUAACUGCACCUGAAUCAACAACAUCACAACAAACAGUAACUACAUCUCCAUCUACUAUAUCUAUUACAACGGCUGAAACCAGUACGACACCUAAAACUGUGCCAACAUCUACAACUGGAAAAACUACCAAACCAACAACUACUCCAUUAACUGCACCUGAAUCAACAACAUCACAACAAACAGUAACUACAUCUCCAUCUACUAUAUCUAUUACAACGGCUGAAACCAGUACGACACCUAAAACUGUGCCAACAUCUACAACUGGAAAAACUACCAAACCAACAACUACUCCGUUAACUACAACUGAAUCAACAACAUCACAACAAACAGUAACUACAUCUCCAUCUACUAUAUCUACUACAACAGCUGAAACCAGUACAACACCUGAAACUGUGCCAACAUCUACAACUGGAAAAACUAACAAACCAACAACUACUCUGUUAACUACAACUGAAUCAACAACAUCACAACAAACAGUAACAACAGUAACACAUCCAACUACAAUGAGCAGUACUACAGUCAGUGAAAGUACAGAAUGUAUUAUAUGUGAAUGGACUACCUGGAUCAAUGUGUAUGACCCAGUGACAGGAGGGUGGGAUGAUUUAGAAACAUAUGAAAAUAUCAUGAACAGUGGACAUAAGAUAUGUAAACAACCAGAAGACAUAAAGUGCAGAAAUGUACAAAAUCCUGAUAUGUCUCUGGAGGACUUUGUACAAAGUACAGGUCAGGUUGUGCAGUGCAAUGUUUCAUUUGGUUUAGUGUGUGAAAAGAGGCAACAGACAGUUCGCCCAUACAAAUGUUUUGAUUAUGAAAUUAGAGUACUUUGUUGUGGAGAAUGUGGAACAACCACUAGUCCAGGAACAGUAACUACAACUCCAUCUACUAUAUCUAUUACAACAGCUGAAACCAGUACAACACCUAAAACUGUGCCAACAUCUACAACUGGAAAAACUACCAAACCAACAACUACUCCGUUAACUACAACUGAAUCAACAACAUCACAACAAACAGUAACUACAUCUCCAUCUACUAUAUCUACUACAACAGCUGAAACCAGUACAACACCUAAAACUGUGCCAACAUCUUCCUCUGGAACAACAACCAAACCAGCAACUACUACAGAUAUAACAGCUGUGACAGGGCCUACACCAACGAAAAGUCCUCAACACAAUUUAACAACCACACCUGAAAGUGAGCAAACAUCUACAACUGAAAAACCUACCAAACCAACAACAUCACAUACAGUAACAACAACUCUACCUACUGUAUCUACUACAACAGCUGAAACCAGUACAACACCUAAAACUGUGCCAACAUCUACAACUGGAAAAACUACCAAACCAACAACUACUCCAUUAACUACAACUGAAUCAACAACAUCACAACAAACAGUAACUACAUCUCCAUCUACUAUAUCUAUUACAACAGCUGAAACCAGUACAACACCUAAAACUGUGCCAACAUCUACAAUUGGAAAAACUACCAAACCAACAACUACUCCAUCAACUACAACUGAAUCAACAACAUCACAACAAACAGUAACUACAUCUCCAUCUACUAUAUCUAUUACAACAGCUGAAACCAGUACAACACCUAAAACUGUGCCAACAUCUACAACUGGAAAAACUACCAAACCAAGAACUACUCCAUUAACUACAACUGAAUCAACAACAUCACAACAAACAGUAACUACAACUCCAUCUACUAUAUCUACUACAACAGCUGAAACCAGUACGACACCUAAAACUGUGCCAACAUCUACAACUGGAAAAACUACCAAACCAACAACUACUCCAUUAACUACAACUGAAUCAACAACAUCACAACAAACAGUAACUCCAUCUCCAUCUACUAUAUCUAUUACAACGGCUGAAACCAGUACGACACCUAAAACUGUGCCAACAUCUACAACUGGAAAAACUACCAAACCAACAACUACUCCGUUAACUACAACUGAAUCAACAACAUCACAACAAACAGUAACUACAUCUCCAUCUACUAUAUCUACUAAAACAGCUGAAACCAGUACAACACCUAAAACUGUGCCAACAUCUACAACUGGAAAAACUACCAAACCAAGAACUACUCCAUUAACUACAACUGAAUCAACAACAUCACAACAAACAGUAACUACAUCUCCAUCUACUAUAUCUAUUACAACGGCUGAAACCAGUACGACACCUAAAACUGUGCCAACAUCUACAACUGGAAAAACUACCAAACCAACAACUACUCCGUUAACUACAACUGAAUCAACAACAUCACAACAAACAGUAACUACAUCUCCAUCUACUAUAUCUACUACAACAGCUGAAACCAGUACGACACCUAAAACUGUGCCAACAUCUACAACUGGAAAAACUACCAAACCAACAACUACUCCGUUAACUACAACUGAAUCAACAACAUCACAACAAACAGUAACUACAUCUCCAUCUACUACAUCUAUUACAACAGCUGAAACCAGUACGACACCUAAAACUGUGCCAACAUCUACAACUGGAAAAACUACCAAACCAACAACUACUCCGUUAACUACAACUGAAUCAACAACAUCACAACAAACAGUAACUACAUCUCCAUCUACUAUAUCUACUAAAACGGCUGAAACCAGUACGACACCUAAAACUGUGCCAACAUCUACAACUGGAAAAACUACCAAACCAACAACUACUCCAUUAACUGCACCUGAAUCAACAACAUCACAACAAACAGUAACUACAUCUCCAUCUACUAUAUCUAUUACAACGGCUGAAACCAGUACGACACCUAAAACUGUGCCAACAUCUACAACUGGAAAAACUACCAAACCAACAACUACUCCGUUAACUACAACUGAAUCAACAACAUCACAACAAACAGUAACUACAUCUCCAUCUACUAUAUCUACUACAACAGCUGAAACCAGUACGACACCUAAAACUGUGCCAACAUCUACAACUGGAAAAACUACCAAACCAACAACUACUCCGUUAACUACAACUGAAUCAACAACAUCACAACAAACAGUAACUACAUCUCCAUCUACUACAUCUAUUACAACAGCUGAAACCAGUACGACACCUAAAACUGUGCCAACAUCUACAACUGGAAAAACUACCAAACCAACAACUACUCCGUUAACUACAACUGAAUCAACAACAUCACAACAAACAGUAACUACAUCUCCAUCUACUAUAUCUACUAAAACGGCUGAAACCAGUACGACACCUAAAACUGUGCCAACAUCUACAACUGGAAAAACUACCAAACCAACAACUACUCCGUUAACUACAACUCAAUCAACAACAUCACAACAAACAGUAACUACAUCUCCAUCUACUAUAUCUACUAAAACAGCUGAAACCAGUACGACACCUAAAACUGUGCCAACAUCUACAACUGGAAAAACUACCAAACCAACAACUACUCCGUUAACUACAACUGAAUCAACAACAUCACAACAAACAGUAACUACAUCUCCAUCUACUAUAUCUACUAAAACAGCUGAAACCAGUACAACACCUAAAACUGUGCCAACAUCUACAACUGGAAAAACUACCAAACCAACAACUACUCCGUUAACUACAACUGAAUCAACAACAUCACAACAAACAGUAACUACAUCUCCAUCUACUAUAUCUAUUACAACGGCUGAAACCAGUACGACACCUAAAACUGUGCCAACAUCUACAACUGGAAAAACUACCAAACCAACAACUACUCCGUUAACUACAACUGAAUCAACAACAUCACAACAAACAGUAACUACAUCUCCAUCUACUAUAUCUACUACAACAGCUGAAACCAGUACAACACCUAAAACUGUGCCAACAUCUACAACUGGAAAAACUACCAAACCAACAACUACUCCGUUAACUACAACUGAAUCAACAACAUCACAACAAACAGUAACUACAACUCCAUCUACCAUAUCUACUACAACAGCUGAAACCAGUACAACACCUGAAACUGUGCCAACAUCUACAACUGGAAAAACUACCAAACCAACAACUACUCCAGUAGUUUCAACUACACCCACAUCUAUUCCCACAACCACAGAGUGUUUCUGCAUAAUAAAUGGAGUGCAAUAUGAACCAGGAAAACCAAUAUUUGAAGACAAAGACAUUGGCUCAGGUGUAUGUUUGUCCAUGUUCUGUUCUGAUAGUUGUCUAAUACUUAACACAACAAGACCAUGCCCAACAACAGCAACACCAACACCAACACCACCACCGAAAAACUGCACAGAAUGGGGAGUAGAAGAAAAUGAGAUAUUUGAGAUCUGUAACUGCACAUUGGCCAGGUGCAUUGAAAACAAUACGGUUGAGAUCAUCCCAUACGAAUGUCCACCUCUUCAAAACAUCACUUGUUCAAACGGCAAACAACCUGUACUGGUGCCGGACGAGUAUCACUGCUGUGAACAGUAUGCUUGUGACUGCUUUUGUGAAGGAUGGGGAGAUCCUCACUACAUAACAUUUGAUGGACGGUUCUAUAGUCAUCAAGGAGAAUGCACAUAUGUUUUAAUGGAGGAAAUCAGUCAUAAACACCACUUGAAAAUUUACAUUGAUAACGUCAAUUGUGACCCUCGAGAAUCUGUGUCCUGCCCGAGAUCUAUCAUCGUGUCCUACCACAAUAGAGCGAUCACACUGAAAAACCACAACCUUUUAGGGGCUGCCAAGCUGGAGGCUUUAAUGGGGAAUUCUUCUCUGAAAUUACCAUUUGAAGAAAAAGGCCUGAGGGUGAUGAGCUCAGGGUUGACCUUAAUCCUGCAGAUUCCAAAGCUAAAUGUUGUGGUUAUGUUUGGAGUCACUGGUUUCAGCGUAAACUUGCCGUUCGAGUAUUUUGGGAACAACACCCAAGGACACUGUGGUACCUGCAACAACAACAAGGCUGAUGACUGCAGGCUACCUGAUGGGAAACUUGUAGAUGACUGUGCAGUAAUGGCAAACUCUUGGCAAGCUACAGACCUGAACAACCCUGACUGCAAACCACCACCAGUGGAGCCAGAAACAGUUGCACCCACAAAAGCUCCUUGUCCGAUCAAUGCAGUAUGUGAGCUUCUUAAGAGCGAUUUGUUUAAGGAGUGUCAUCCCCACGUCUCCCCACAAAACUACUUCUCAGGCUGCCAGUUUGACAGUUGUCACAUGAGCAACCCAACUGCGGUCUGCACGAGUGCUCGGACCUAUGCAGUAGCUUGCUCUCAGGCUGGUGUCUGUAUAAACUGGAGGGACCACACUGAUAUAUGCACUGCCAAAUGUCCAGCAGAUAAAAUUUACCUACCUUGUGGACCUGCUGAUCCUCCAACCUGCAAAGACAAGCCUGAUGACCAGUUCAUGAACGUGACUACUGAGGGUUGUUUCUGUCCUAAUGGCACAAAGCUCUUCAGUAAGGAGUCAGAAGUGUGUGUUGACAAGUGUGGAUGCCUGGACCCCGAUGGUCAAGGACGCGAGUUUGGAGAGAAGUUCCAGUACGGUUGCCAGGAUUGUGUGUGUGAUGAGUCGUCAGUGUCCAUCAACUGCAAACCAAGGCAGUGUUCAAAUGACAGCAACCAACUGACUUGCAGCGAUCCAGGAUUUAUUGUGGCCAAUGUGACGGAUCCAUCGGAUGCCUGUUGCACUAUCCUUACCUGCAGCUGUGAGAGCAGCACCUGCCCCAGUGUAAAUGCCAAGUGUUCGCCUGGCUACACUCCUGUAUUCAAAGUGCCUGAAGGAAAAUGCUGUGCUGAAUACACAUGUGAGCCAAAGAGUGUCUGUGUCCAUAAAGGUCUAGAGUAUGAGCCUGGUACUUCAAUCCCUGUGAUCGACUGCCAGGAGUGUCGCUGUACCCAGGAUGUGGAUCCGAAUACACAACUGUAUAGGGUCCAGUGUGGAAUGGUGACUUGCAAUGAACAGUGUGGCCCAGGAUAUAGCUAUGUCGAAUCAGACACUAAGGAAUGCUGUGGAAAAUGUGUAAAGACAAAAUGUGUCCUUAACUACAACGGCACAGUACAGAUAUUGGAGAAUGGUGCAGAAUGGACUCCUUCAAAUGAUGCAUGUGACAAAUUCGUCUGCAUAAUGACUAAUGGAGAAUAUGUUACUACAAACUAUAAGAUCCAGUGCCCACCAUUCAACAUCAGUAAUUGCCAGCCGGGAACCGUGCAACUUUCUUCUAAUCGCUGCUGCCAAGUCUGUGUGGAUAUGGACAGUGGAUGUAAAGUACAGACCAGUUUCGAUUACAUUACUCAUGACAACUGCCGGUCAAAGACUACAGUGGAACAAACACACUGUGAGGGACACUGUGACAGCUACAGCAAGUACACUGAGUUAGGCUCAUCAACUUGUAGCUGUUGCCAAGCCAGUCGCACCAGUAAGCAGACAGUGAGUCUGGACUGCGAGAACGGAGAUACAAUAAACCACACCUACCUCCAUGUUGAGGCGUGCAGCUGUGACCAGACUAAAUGUCUUGGAAAGAGUCAGAGCACACCGACUCACACGGAAGAUACUCGCCGCAGACGCAGCUUCAGACUCCCAUAAAGAUGUACCUUAACGAUAUCAUACACACAGCAGUCACGAAGAUCUCCAUAUUUUUUUUCCAUAUUUAGGAAAAAUUUCACACGCUUUAUGAUCAUGAUUACUUUUUCAACGAUGUUAUUAUAGGACCAAAUCGCUUUGCUUUUAAUUCAAAUAUAUAUGUAGCUGUUUAAAUAAAGUGCAAUUUAAAAGUC
This is a messenger RNA of Tachysurus fulvidraco (yellow catfish), 11742 nucleotides long. Its product is annotated as mucin-2-like. The record is from RefSeq and is a predicted model, not a curated record. Gene Ontology annotation, cellular component: extracellular matrix. Gene Ontology annotation, molecular function: protein binding. Lineage: Eukaryota; Metazoa; Chordata; Actinopteri; Siluriformes; Bagridae. Bases 80 to 11551 code for a protein of 3823 amino acids. The transcript is spliced from 46 exons.